Cuscuta campestris is the source of this 2406-nucleotide messenger RNA. The record is from the annotation of a GenBank genome assembly. NCBI's taxonomy places the organism in Eukaryota, Viridiplantae, Streptophyta, Magnoliopsida, Solanales, Convolvulaceae.
AUCUACAUGAUUUGUACAAAAUUUGGAGUCUUAGUUUUAUUGAACAAGAAAUGGUUGGUAUUUGGUAGUGCCAAACCCCCGAUUUUUCUCUGUAUCCACUUGCUUCACCGACCUGGUGCUGAAUCCCGCGCAGUUCUGCUUUCAAAGUUUUAAACAACGGCCCAACCUUCUUCUUCGUCGGCUCGCCAAUCAGUUACCGCUCCCACGGAUUACGCCAUUAUCGCCGGUGAUUGAACUCCGCACGAUGCCGGAGCAUCCGACGCCGGAUGGAUCCGACCCGCUCGAUGCCUUCACAGGGCUUUUUCUUCAACCCCGAGCAAUUAGGUCUCCGCUUCAAGCUUCGAAGGCUUAUCAACCGUGCGAUCUAGAUUCAGUUCACCAAGCUAUGAAGGAUAUGGGGCUGAGGAAUGCUGAAAUGCUCAUAGAAGAGUCAAAGGCAAUAGUUGCUAGUGGUUCAGAGCAGCUUUUGAAUGCUAAUUUUCUAAGCUUCAAGUCACUUCUGAGAUUGGAUGAUCAUGUUGGUUCGGAGGGAGAAAAAGAUAAGGUUGGGGAGCAAAGGACAGGUCUUGGUCGAAAAAAACCACAAUUUUCCAUGAAGCCAUAUGCAAGUCAGCCUACCGUUAUUACAUUGGGGUCGAGCGUGGAUGUUGAACAAAUUACAAACCCUGAAGAAUAUUUUAUUGCUUCCAUGAAGUUAGAAAAUGCUCAGCAAGAAAUAAAAAAGCAGUUGGGUAUUGUAGAUGAUGACUUCAACAUUAACAGCCUGCCUGCAAACACAAGGCGUUCUCGGCAGCCACUCCGUUCGGGAAGAACAGGAAAAUUUAAACAUCUCUACCCAUUGCCAUCUGCUUACAAUGACGUAGUUAUCUCCUCACAAGAUAGAUGUGAGGUGGAUGAUGUUUGUGCACCAAAAUCUAAUUUGCAGCAAAAAAGGAACAGUCAGGAUGCUGAGCUGCAGGAACCAGAACUUGUUGGCUUAAUUACUGAACAAGAAAACAGGGUUAAUCUUGCUUUGGAUAAACUAUUGUCUCAUGAUUUUAAGGAGUUCAAAGGGGAUACAGUUUUAUCUUUACUGCAGGAGGAGAUGCAAUUGAAACCUAUUGAUUUUUCUGCGUUAUGCGUGCCUGACCUCCCUGCCCCGAAAAUUGACAAUCUUAUGCCGGGUGUGACAAUUCCAAGGGCUAGUAAAUCUGUGUUGGGAUCACAGAACACAGAUAAAAGAACUAAUAGUGAAAGACAGAGAAAGGACCUUGACAAUAACUCAAAUCUGGCAGGUCCUAUGAAGACGUUGAGCGAAUCAGGCAAGUUGUACGGGGAAUAUGAUAUUUACCAAGAACUGAGCGAUCUGGAUUUGAGUCCUUCAGACAAUCACACUUACAGAUCUACAAAGAGAAAUGUACUGAGUGUUAAUACAGAUACUAGUCAUCAUGAAUAUCGGGAUCAGAUCAGAGACCAUGAGGGUCACACUGAUGCAGGCCAAAUAGACACGAGAGGUCUGGAAAUUUUGAAUGAGCAGCCAUCAGAGAACAACUCAGGCGGAGAGACAACAGCAUUCGGGCAACGUGAAGCUCAUGGCACUAUGGGGCAACACAAUGAAGGGAAUCAUAUGGAUAUCAGAAGUGAUGAUGGACACUCGAGCAUGCAAAAUAGGGAUACUGAUGUUCAAGGCAGUGGGGAUGACUGCACACACAAGGAUGUAUGCACGCCUAUGCAAGAGCUGUCUCCUGCUCAAGUAGAAGUGGAUGCUGAUGACACAAGCAAUACUUCCAAUGAAAUGGAAACUGAUUUUCAGAAGAAUUUGUCCUUCCAAAUGGAUAAACAUACCGAUGAUAUGCAAUCAGCAUUUUCAGCAGAGCAAGAUCACAAUACCGACGAUGCAUACAUCAGCAAAGAUUCCGCCAGCGCUUGCAAUCCAUCUAAUCCAUCAAAAUCAGAUGCUUCUCAAGGCCACCCAAUGGAUAUGCAAAGUGUUUUGCCGCCAGUGUCCCAUACUAGUCCCGGACAACAUAUCAUGAAGCACCCGGCAAAAAAGGUAACAAGGAAAAACAGUCCUUGCCGACGAGAAAGGAAAUCCCUUAGAACCAGGAAAAGUUUUGCAGAUGCUGGCACAUCAUUUGAGGACGGGGUGAGACGAAGCAAAAGAAUCAAGACCAGGCCUUUGGAAUUUUGGAAAGGCGAGCGGUUAAUAUUUGGGCGUGUUAAUGACAGCAUGAAGCUUAUAGGAGUAAAGUACCUAUCUCCAACGGUGGGAAAUAUUAAAGUGAAGUCAUAUAUUUCAGAUGAGUUUAAAGAGGUUAUAGAGAAGGCCGCUCGCCACUAAAUCCCAGCAAAUGUGAUCAUUACAACUAAUUUCCUUCCAGGUGUCAUCCUUCGUUGUUGUCACUUGAAUGAAAUGUUUACACUUGG